Messenger RNA from Penicillium longicatenatum, 1716 nucleotides. Its product is annotated as allantoin. Gene Ontology annotation, cellular component: plasma membrane. Gene Ontology annotation, molecular function: nucleobase transmembrane transporter activity. The transcript is spliced from 6 exons. NCBI's taxonomy places the organism in Eukaryota, Fungi, Ascomycota, Eurotiomycetes, Eurotiales, Aspergillaceae. The record is from RefSeq and is a predicted model, not a curated record. Bases 1 to 1716 code for a protein of 571 amino acids. Gene Ontology annotation, biological process: nucleobase transport; transmembrane transport.
AUGUCGAACGGUAGUUUUCUUUCGAGGAUCCUUCCAUCCUCUGAGGCAUUCCAAAGUAAAGAUGCGUUCAUAAAUGCUAUUCGUGUCGAAGACACUCUCGUCGUCGGUGAUAAUAAGUAUGUUGACGCCGACUCAAAAUUCCUAAAUCAAGAUUUGGAGCCCACUCCACCGGAGAAGAGAACAUGGGACACUUGGACAUACAUACUGUUGUAUACUGGAAUUUCAUUCGGAAAUUGGAACCUUGGAUCGACAAUGGUUGGCAUCGGUCUCAACUGGUGGCAGGCGAUCAUAGUCAUAUUUGUUUCCCAACUCAUUUCGUCCAUUGCGAUGGCCUUCAACUCGCGUGCAGCAACAAUGUACCACAUUGGAUAUCCCGCCGUGGCCCGGGCCGUCUUCGGAAUGUAUGGUAGCUACUACUUUGUGGCCGCCAGAGCUGCCCUGGCAAUCAUUUGGUUUGGUGUUCAGCUAUACACUGGCUCAUCCUAUCUUUCCAACAUGAUGCGCGCUAUCUUUGGCAGUCACUUUGAGAAUAUUCCAAACCAUAUCCCUGAAUCGAUGGGUAUCACAACCAAGGGCAUGCUAUGCUUCUUUCUUUUCUGGCUCAUCCACUUCAUCUUCUGUUUCUUCCGACCUUAUCAACUGAAGAAGUUUUUCUGGUUCAAAGGCUUCGUCAUGGUUCCUGGUAUUGUGGGCGUCUUUAUCUACUGCAUGAUCGCUUGCCACGGUAAUGUCAGCGGCUCACUACCGACUUCCACGGGUGGAUCACUUGGCUGGUUCAUCAUGCACGCGAUCAACAGCGGGAUGGGAAAUACCGCUACGCUGAUCACAAAUCAACCGGACAUUGCUCGUUGGAGUACUAGCAAGAACGCAGCUAUCACAUCUCAGCUCUUUGUCCAACCAAUCGCUGUAACCCUCUCGGCGACAUUCGGUAUCUUGGCGACAGCCGGUAUCAACAGACAAUGGGGCUUGGAGCUGUGGAACCCCUGGGACCUGCUCGAUGAGAUUCAAACGCGCAACAACCACCCCGGCGCCAGAUUCGCGAUCUUCCUUGCGGCAUUCUGCUGGAUGAUUGGCAUUCUUGGAACGAAUAUCGCCUGUAACAUGAUCCCGUUCGGAUCCGAUUCCGCUCUUCUUGUCCCCCGCUUCAUCGAUAUGCGUCGCGGAUUUUUCAUUGUGGAGUUUCUUGCUUACGCCAUUGUGCCCUGGAAAAUUAUGGCAUCCGCCGCAACCUUCACAACGUUUCUGUCCGGAUAUGGCCUGUUCAUGGCGAGUGUUGUGGCAAUCAUGAUUGCCGAUUAUUUCAUUCUAUCUCGGGGCAACAUAUUCGUUUCGCAUCUUUACAAUCCCACAAAGUCGAACCCGCAUUACCGGUACACUGGAGGUUUCAAUAUUCAAGCUAUCAUUGCUUACCUAGUCGGUAUUGCCUUGCCUUUCCCUGGCUUCGCAGUGUCUCUUGGUGCGAGCGGAUUGAACCAAUCAGCCACAGACAUGUUUGACCUAGGUUGGCUUCUGUCUUUUUUCACCUCUUUGAUUCUCUACCCACUCAUCUGCUGGGUCUGGCCGACGGAGAACCAGAAAAUUAUUCGAGAACAGCGAUUAGCUUGGGAGCAACAAGCAAAGAUGUAUUUGGGGUCGAAUCCCUCCGAUGGUGCCCUUGAGGUGGUACAGGUUGUCGAGGACAAGUCGCAAGGGAGCGAAAAACAAGUAUCGCUGUGA